AUGGCGUCGACCCUCCUGUCGGGCGUGCCAUUUUGCGGCACGCGCGAUGUGGACCUGCUCCUUUGUUCGCCAGUGACAACGGGCGCCCUAAUCGCCGUCGUCAGCGCCCUGACGGCAUACAUCCUCCGGGGUCGCUAUGCUCGGCGCCUGUGGUCAUGGACUCUCGACCGGCGGCGGGCCGCCUCCUCCUCGGAAGUCGACAGGUCCAUGGACAGCGAACUGGCCCUCAUGUCGCCAAGCGUCUCUUCGCCCAGCUCCGGCCCGACAACCCCCACCACCGGCAGCGCCAAUGCCACCGCCACCGCCACCACCACCACCACCACCACCAAGACCACGUCCCCGGCCGCGGAUGGCGAUUCGGCCCCGGUGGAAUUCAGCCGCUGGCUACUCAAGGCCUGUCACAUCCUCCUGAUCUGCACCGUGGCUGUGGACCUGGUGGCGCGCAUUCAACGCAUCGAUCCGGUCAGUGGCAGUGCCGCCAUGUACCAGCAGGCCAGCUCCGGCAGCGAUGGGGUCGGAUCGGUGUCCACCGCGCCGCCGGCCUUCGCCCUGCUGGCGGACAUUCUCCUGCUCCUGGCCUACAGCAUCGGCCUGUCGCUGCUGAUGCGCAGCAAGUCCACCUCACCGGCCGGCGCCGGGGCCUCUCUCCUGGGCAGUGGACGCCAUGGGGCUGCCCUUGCUGCCGGGCCGGCCUUCCUAUUUUGGGUUGGUGCUCUGAUUGGCGUGCUGGUCGAAAUGUCCGGCCAUGUGUCGGCUCUGGGCCACGAGCUGGUCAGUGGCAUCGGCCACCUCAUCACAUCCAUCUACCUGGGGCCCUUUGUGAUGCUCAUCUGUCGGUUGGUGGUCAUCAUCCUGAUCGUCAUCUUCGGGUUCAUCCUCUUUGUGGAAGACAUUCGCCAGGGGAUGCGUCGCGCGCGCACGCGCGCCUCCUCGGCCGCCUAUGCCCCGUUGUCCUCGGUGGAGGAUGGCCAAGCGGAUGUUCCCACUCCGGAGGACGUCUCCGGCGAAGUGGCCUCCCCCCGUGCGGGUGGUGUCGGCACCGCGGCCGUCUCCCCGGUGGAGGAGGAAUUCGAAGAGUGGAAGGACAUGGCCCACCGGCUUAUUCCCUUUGUCUGGCCGAAGGACCGGCCGGGCUUGCAGUUCCGCAUCGUUGUCUGCAUCUUCAUCAUCAUCCUCGCGCGCCUGGUCAACAUGCUGGUUCCCGUGCUCAACAAGCGCAUCAUCGACGCCUACACGGCGCCCCUGACCCCGAAUGCCCUGAGCCUUCCGCUCGGCGACCUGGCCUCGGCCGUGCUUCUGAUCCCCGUGCCCUGGGGUGACAUCGUCCUGUAUCUCUUCCUGAAGCUGCUGCAGGGGGGUGGCGGUAGCGCGGCCCUCGGCAUGCUUUCCAAUGCUCGCAAGUGGCUCUACAUGCCCUGCUCGCAGUUCACCUUCCGCAUGCUUUCACGCGCGGUCUUCUCCCACCUGCAAUGCCUCUCGCUGGCGUACCAUGCCAAGCGCAAGACCGGCGAGGUGCUGCGUGUGGUCGACCGCGGGACUUCCUCCGUGGCCGAAGUCGUUGAGACCGUGGUCUUUUCGGUCGGGCCAUCCAUCAUCGACAUCGGUGUGUCCAUUGCCUACUUUGUGAUUGCUUUUGAUGUGUACUUUGGCGCAAUCGUGGCCCUGGCGAUUUCCAUCUACAUGGUGGCCACGGUGUAUGUGACCGCCUGGCGGACGAAGUUCCGCCGAGUCAUGAAUGAACGCGACAAUGCUCUUCGCCAGACGUCGGUCGAUUCGCUGCUCAAUUACGAAACGGUCAAACUCUACGGCGCCGAAGCGCUGGAGAUCCGUCGCUACGUCCGUGCCAUUCGCCGGUACCAGCGCGCCGACAUCCUGACUGUGCUGUCCUUCAUCCUGCUGAACUCCAUCCAGAAUUUCCUCCUGGUGGCCGGCCUGGCGGGUGGCAUGAUCCUGGUGUGCAUGCGAGUGUCGCAUGGGCGCCUGACCAUCGGUGACCUGACCCUCUUCCUGACGUACUUCAGUCAGAUUGCCUCGCCUCUGAAUUGGCUCGGGUCGCAGUACCGCUCCAUCCAGCAGAGCAUCGUCGACGCCGAGAAAAUGAUGGCCCUCAUGAAGGAGCCCAUUGACAUUGUCGACUCCCCGGGUGCGGUGGACCUCACGGAAGUGGGCAGCCAGUUUGAUCUGGAGUUCGAAAAUGUCCACUUUACCUACAAGGGGUCUGACAGGCCCUCGCUCAAUGGCGUGAGCUUCCGCAUUCCGGCUGGCAAGUCUUGCGCCCUGGUUGGAUCCUCCGGCAGUGGCAAGUCGACGCUCCUUCGCCUGGCGGGACGCCUGUACGAUGUCACCGAGGGCGCGGUCAAGAUCGGCGGCCGUGACGUGCGCCAUGUGUCCCUGGAAUCCUUGCGCCGGGUGGUCGGUGUGGUUCCGCAGGAUGUGGCCCUCUUUGAUGCCAGCAUCCGCUUCAACAUCGCCUAUGGCGAUCCGGACACGGCGGCCGCCGUGGACCGGCGCAUUGUGGCUGCCGCCCAGGCGGCCCACAUCCAUGCCCUGGUGGACAGCCUGCCCGAGGGGUAUGGCACUCGGGUGGGCGAGCGCGGCGUGCGCCUGAGCGGUGGCGAGAAGCAGCGCGUGGCCAUUGCACGCACCCUGCUCAAGAACCCACCGGUUCUGCUGCUCGAUGAGGCCACCUCUGCCUUGGAUACAGUCACCGAGCGUGCGGUCCAGCAGUCCAUCCAGGAACUGAUCCGCGGCCCGUCAGCCGCAACGGGCCUGGAAAGACGCAGCCUCAACACCGUGCGCACCAGUCUUGUGAUUGCACAUCGUCUGUCGACCAUUGUCGACUCGGACAUCAUCCUCGUCAUGAAGCAUGGCCAAAUUGUUGAGCGCGGCACCCAUGAGUCUCUGCUGGCCAUUGAGGGGGGCGAGUACAGCCGCCUCUGGCAGGAGCAGCUCAAGAUGGAGCAAGAUACCCUCACGCUUUGA
Molecule: messenger RNA, 2982 nt
Organism: Fonticula alba
Lineage: Eukaryota; Rotosphaerida; Fonticulaceae
Exons: 8
Coding region: 1-2982 (993 amino acids)
Biological process (GO): transmembrane transport
Cellular component (GO): membrane
Molecular function (GO): ABC-type transporter activity; ATP hydrolysis activity; ATP binding
Source: RefSeq, a predicted model, not a curated record